This is a messenger RNA of Suillus subaureus, 471 nucleotides long. RefSeq lists its product as uncharacterized. The transcript has 3 exons. NCBI's taxonomy places the organism in Eukaryota, Fungi, Basidiomycota, Agaricomycetes, Boletales, Suillaceae. Bases 1 to 471 code for a protein of 156 amino acids. The record is from RefSeq and is a predicted model, not a curated record.
AUGUGUGUUGAUGGCCUCAACCAACUUUCCAAUGACGAUGGUGUUAACGUUUAUGAUCUUCAUCCAAAUUAUUAUACAUUUCUCAUCCUGAAGCGCAUAUUCAAAAAAAUGAGAAUCUGCCAGAGGUGUCAGUUCAGGGAUGAGGAGGGUAAAAAAACAGGACCCUUCACAUGGCAUGCUGGAAAAUAUCAAUGUAAUGUUAUAUUAAGGUUCCUGGCUGCCAUCAAUGAAGUCGUGGAUGCCCAACCACCUCCUCGCUUCACCAUUCAGGUGAAAGAUGAUCCAAAACAGCUGCCUGAAAAGCAAAUCGAAAAUCGAGUACAUCGAUUGGUGGAAUUAGCAACAUGGCUCGCAAAGGAAGAAAACAAGAAACACGACUCACCCAGUACAGUUGCUGUGCAUGAGGAGAUCCAAAGGAUCCUGAGGAAAUGGAGGCAGGCUAGAAGUGGGUCAAAAAACAGAAGAGGCUGA